AAGUGAAAGCAAUGGGUCACAUUAUAAAGCGCUACACAAAGAUUCCUAUCACAACCUCGAAUUCAAUAAAACUACCAGAUGAGCAAAGACCUAAAGUGGUGAUUGCUGAGGGCAAUAAAACGUCUAUAGAAUACAACAGUUCCUUCAAAUUAACUUGCAAAGUGACAGCUUAUCCCAAGCCUAAAAUAACUUGGUACAACCAAAAGGGAGUUUCAUUGCCUUCCAAAAGUUCUAUGAUUAAUCAUCCGACGGACUACAUAAGUUACCUGGAAAUUGCAAUCGCAGUAAACGAUAGGUACAUGUGCCAUGCAGUUAAUGACGCUGGAAUGGGUAAUGCAAGAAUUACGGUCAACGUAAUGUCGCCAUUAACUGCAAGUAAUACUAUUCGCAAUGUAAAAGUGGAAUAUGGCAAGUCGAAAGUCCUAAAAUGUGAAAUAGAAUCAAAAUUUCCUAAAAAAACCAAUUGGUAUCAUAAAAAUGAAAUUUCUGGAGAGAAAAACAAAGUAAUUGAUUCUGACGACUACUCACUAUCAGCGGACAAAACGGAAUUAACAAUAAAUAAAAUGGAUUCUCAUUUAGAAGGAACAUAUAUCUGCUCUGCUUACUUAGUUAACAAUAAAAGUAUUAGAAAGGAGUCAACGGUGGGAGUUCAAAUGACUGGUUCGGCUGUACCUAAAGUAGAUAUACCGAAAGUGGAUAUAACUAAAGUAGAUAUACCUAAAAUAGAUAAACCUAAAGUAGACAUACCUAAAAUAGAUAAACCUAAAGUGGAUAUAGACAAACUUGAUUACGUAAGAACGGUCAAGGGUACAACUGCCGUCUUAAAAUGCAAGUUGACUGGUAUACCAAAAUCAGCCAUCGCAUGGCAAUUUGGAGGUAAAUCUGGUUCCAAGUUUGAACCACUGGGUGAAACUGGAAGUGUGCUACGUAUUAAUAAUGUAGAAGCCAAACACGAGGGUCAGUACAAGUGUGUGGCAAAAAUGGGUAUACAUGAGGAUGAAAAAGUCACAACUUUAAUCGUACAAGAUAUACCAAAAAUAUUAUCGCGUAGGUCUAUAAUAUACCAAGCUUUUGAGGGAGACGCUGAUUUGAAGAUACCAUGCGUCGCCGUUGGAGAGCCAAAACCAAUCAUCACCUGGAAAGUAGACGGUCGGCCCAUUGCAGUGCCAAAUUCCAAGUAUGUGGUAGAAGAUGGAGCACUCGUUAUAAAAUAUCCGAAAUUAGCAGAUACCAAGUCGUAUGCAUGUGUAGCUACAAAUGCGAUCGGCUCAGAGACCGCAACAUUCAAAACAAUCAUACGACAGAAACCAGAAUUACUAGGAGUUGACCCCAAGAAGACUAACCUCGGAAAGUCCGUUGGGAAAACAUGCAGUGCAAAACCAAGAGUGAAGACAACGUGGUUCGCAAAUCGUCCGAAUGGUGAACAUGCUAAAAAGUUUAAAAACAAAAAAGAAACGCUGUCGUCGCUGCAAGUGUGCGAAAAAAAAUGAAGCUAUAAUUUAACUUCUGAAUUAAUCAUGUUAAUUUUUUUAAUAAUAAUUGCUAUUAA
Molecule: messenger RNA, 1549 nt
Organism: Spodoptera litura
Lineage: Eukaryota; Metazoa; Arthropoda; Insecta; Lepidoptera; Noctuidae
Product: hemicentin-1-like
Biological process (GO): cell-cell adhesion
Cellular component (GO): plasma membrane; cell-cell junction
Molecular function (GO): cell adhesion molecule binding
Source: RefSeq, a predicted model, not a curated record